AUGAGUGACGUUGAGUUUGGAAGUGACGAAGAUGAUAUUGUUAGUACUACUACAACUACUACCAACAACAACAACAAAGUAAACAAUAACUAUAGUGAUAAAGAAGAUGACAGCGAUAUAGAUAGAUCACAAGACAAGAAGAGAGAUGAUUCAGAUAAUGAUGAGAAAGCUGUAGACGACGAUGAACAACAAGAGGAUGAACCUAGAAAGAAAAAGAAAGAAUCAAAAGAGGAGCGUAGAGAAAGAAAAGAGAAAAGAAGAAGAGAGAAAGAAGCAAAAAGAAGAAGAAACAGAGGUGAGGAAGACGAUGCACCUGCAGAGGAUGAAGAUGAAGACGAUAUAGCAGAACAUCAAUCCUCGUAUUCCUCAUCGAAAAGCAGAGUAGAGCGAGACAGCGAGUACGGAUAUGACGAUGGAAUGGCAGAAGGAGAAGAAGAAGAAGAAAAAGAUGUCAUUGGACCACCAAUUAACUUGGUUCAUAUAAAUAAAGAUCCAUUACCAAGAAGAUCAAAACUAAUGAAAUUAAAAGUAUUAAAUAUAUUGGGUAUUCAACCACAACCAUUUUCUAUAAAGACGUUCAAUGAAGAUGAACCUGUAGAGAGAAGAAAAAGCAAUGUUGAAUCGGUCAUUAGAUGGCGUUGGGGUGUCGGUGAGGGUGGUGUCGAAAUGAAAGAGUCAAACACGAGAUUCGUGAGAUGGGAAGACGGUUCGUCGCAUCUGUUCAUCGGUAAUGAGGUGCUCGAGGUUAAGGAGCACGAACUCGGUGGUGACCAUAUCUAUAUCUAUUCGUCGCAGGACGGCUUCCUCGAGUGCGAAGGCAAGCUUGACUCGCGUCUCAACAUCCGUCCGACCGAUAUCACCAGUAAGGUACAUCGUCGUCUGGCAGAGUCUGCCACCUCCAGAUCGAAGAAGGUCGGACGUAUCAAGACCAUUCAGACAACGAUCGAUCCCGAGAAAGACAAGGAGGCAAAGGAGCGUUUCGAAGCCGAGAUUAUUAGAUCGCGUCGACUCAAGGAGAACAAGGUGAAGAGUCACGCCGAGAAGAUCGGUCUCGACUCGAAAUACCUCACCGAGGGUCAAGAACAGGACGAGGACAGUGGAUAUGGCUACUCCAACGAGGAUAGAUUCAUCAAUGACGAUGAAGAAGACGACGACUACUACGACGAGGAGGACGAAGACGAGGAGUACGACGAGGAGGAGGGUUCGUCGAUGGACGAAUUCAUCGACAACUCGCCUGCAUCAAAGAAGUCAUCUCACAAGCGAUCAAGAAACGACGAUAGUGAACGAACUAAAAAACUAAUGAAAAUUAAACAAUCAUCAUCAUCAAAAUCCAGUAGCAGCAGUAGUAGCAACAAUAUCUUUGGCGAUGACUCUGAGGAAGAAGAACCCGUAAGAAAUAAUCGUGGAGGUAGUAAGAGUAAAGCAAUCAUCGAUGAUUGA
This is a messenger RNA of Heterostelium album PN500, 1440 nucleotides long. RefSeq names its product RNA polymerase-associated LEO1 family protein (gene leo1). Bases 1 to 1440 code for a protein of 479 amino acids. The transcript has 2 exons. Gene Ontology annotation, cellular component: Cdc73/Paf1 complex; nucleus. The record is from RefSeq and is a predicted model, not a curated record. NCBI's taxonomy places the organism in Eukaryota, Evosea, Eumycetozoa, Acytosteliales, Acytosteliaceae. Gene Ontology annotation, biological process: transcription elongation by RNA polymerase II; positive regulation of transcription elongation by RNA polymerase II. Gene Ontology annotation, molecular function: RNA polymerase II C-terminal domain phosphoserine binding.